CCCUGAUAUCUUAAGCCUAGAAUCCUAGAUUUAGAUCUUGAGUCGAUAGAUCUCUAUUAGAUCUAGAUCUAUACUAGAAUCUAGAUCUAGAUUUAGAUCUAUAUCAGACUAUAUCUAGUCUAGAGGCUAGAUCUAAUGCUAAUGGGAUAGGAUUCUAUCCUAGAAUCUCUAAAGUACUCUACUCUGUUCUUAAUCACACAAAUAGUAAUAGGCCUAAUGGAGAAAGAUUUAUUAAAGAAAAAGUAUGGACUUCCACCCAUACCAUCUGUGGUCCCCAGCAGUGGAGCACAGGUUAAACGCAACAUGAUUAGAAAAAAAGAUUACAGUCCUGUAUAUUGGGACAAGUAUUUUGAAAAUAAACAUGAUGUUCAAACUUAUACUGGAGAUGUAUUUCGAGUAUAUGAACGUGGUGAUGAAGGUCCAGUGCUUUUUUUUCUGCAUGGUGGAGGCUUCUCAGCUUUAUCCUGGUCGCUAUUAUCAGCACAAGUUACAAGUCUGGUAAAAUGCAGGUGUGUAGCUGUGGAUCUACGAGGACAUGGUGAUAGCACAACAUCAGAUGAUUCUAAUUUAAGUGCUGAGCAAAUGUCCAGUGAUGUUGCAAAUAUAAUUACAAGUCUGUACAAAGAAGAAUUUCCACCUAUCAUACUUGUAGGCCAUAGUAUGGGAGGUGCCAUUGCUGUACAUACUGCUGUAAGAAACCUUAUUGGUAAUCUUGUUGGUCUUGCAGUGAUUGAUGUAGUGGAAGGUACUGCCUUGGAGGCUUUGGCAAGUAUGCAGUCAUUUCUAAGGGGAAGACCUAAAUCAUUUGAGACAAUUGAGAAGGCUAUUGAAUGGGCAGUAAGAAGUGGACAAAUAAUGAAUUUAGAAUCUGCUAGGGUUUCUAUGGUUGGACAGCUGAAAAGUUCUAACAGUGAUGAAACAGGAACAUUAGAAUUAGAGCAUCAACAAGUAACUUUUACAGAUACAAUAGCAGAGGAACAGGAGGAUGAAGGAAAUAAUGAAUCAACUUCCUCAAAUGUUUUCAAGGUACCAGUUAAUCCUCAGACAAAACAGAAUAGCUACACUUGGAGGAUUGAUUUAUCUCAGACAGAGAAGUUUUGGCAAGGAUGGUUUGAAGGACUAUCACAAAAGUUUUUGUCUUGUGAAGCACCAAAAAUUCUCAUACUUGCAGGUCCAGAUAGAUUAGACAAAGACUUAACUAUUGGACAAAUGCAAGGAAAGUUUCAAAUGAAUUUACUUCCUCAAUGUGGCCAUGCUGUCCAUGAAGAUGUACCAGAGAGGGUUGCUGACAUUUUGGCAAAUUUUAUGAUGCGGCAUAAAUUAACUGAUGCUAUUGGAAGCUUCGAAAGAUCAAUACCAGGAUGCUGAGGAAAAAAGAAAACUCAGUGAAAAUAAUAAAUAAGAUUCUUCUUGUGGUCUAUGCCGUUUAAUUGCACAAUAUCAUAUGACUAUUAAAAAUAUCUUUUCCACA
Molecule: messenger RNA, 1471 nt
Organism: Physella acuta
Lineage: Eukaryota; Metazoa; Mollusca; Gastropoda; Physidae
Product: protein phosphatase methylesterase 1
Biological process (GO): protein demethylation
Molecular function (GO): protein methylesterase activity
Source: RefSeq, a predicted model, not a curated record